AUGUCGACUUUUGCUCUCUCGNGUACUAGUCGUCUUCGAUUCCAAGCCCGUAUACGACGUUUAUGGCGUACAUUACGGAACUAUGGCAGAAGGGGCUUCGGUUUCCGCUACGGGAGAAAAUUAAGACUGCUAAGAAUCCGGCGAGGAAGAGUUCUGUACCGCUUUAGACGUCAAUGGCGAUUCCUACGAAGGAGACGAAGAAAGUCCAGGCGAAGAAGGAAGAUAAUAAGGCGUAGAAUUAGAAGGAAACGAAGACGAUAUUUGCGAAGGGUACGAAGGCGACAAAGGAAGAGAUACCGACGAAGAAGAAAAGCACUGAGGCGAAGACGAUUAAGAAGAAGACGGCGAAGGCGACGUCGACGACGUAGAAGGCGCAGAAGGAGACGACGAAGGCGAAGAAGACGUAGAAAACGACGUCGCUGCGUAGUACGUUUCCGUUAUUUGAACAGAUGGAGAAACGUAUACCGCAGAGGGCGUUUCUUUAGGUUCCGCACGCGGAGAGGAUACAAACGAAUCUAUUUCGGAAGACGCGUGGUGCGUUACAGGAAAGGAAGAAGGUGGAAAACCGUGCGCACCAUCCGAAACCGAAUACAACUGCGUGUAGGAGUAAGAUGGAAAGGAGUAACGAUUCGCGGCAGGCGGUUCGUGAUAAGAUACAAAAAGAGACUCCGACCUGUCAGGAUCACACGCGGUAAAGUUAGAUGGCUUUGGAAACGACGCUGGCGAAUAUUGAAGCCCCGCCAACGCAUACGUCGAUACAUCAGACGACUACGGAGAAGAAGAAUUAGGAGGAGACGUCGAAAGAGAAAGAGGAGAAGGCGACGUUCAAGAAGGCGACUAAGGCGCCGAAAGAAGAGAAGGAGACGACGAAGAAAGAGAAGACGCAGGAGGAGGCGAAGAAGGCGAAGACGACGAAGAAGAAGACGUCGCCGUUGCGUAAUGCGCUUCCGCUAUAAAGGCAGAUGGAGGAAAGUAUAUCGCUUUGGUCGUAGAUUGGUAACUCGUAUGAGAAGAAGAUACAGAACAAUCAGGUACUUUAAAGGAAAGAUCACCAUCUUCGGAAAAAGGCGACUACUGAUAAGACGUCCCAAAAUAACACUUCGCGUAGGAAAGUACUGGCGUUUGGCAAGUAAAUUCCGUCGAAAGCUGACCAUAGUCUAUAGACGACGACGUCGUAUCCUGAAAAUCCGACUCGGAAGAUUCCUCGUAAGAUACAACAGAAGGUAUGUACGAAUCAGAACUCGCAGUCGACGCUAUCGGCGCCGAAGAGUACGGCGAAAACUGAGGAGGAGAAGACGAAAAAGAAGGAGAAAAAAACGAAGAAGGAGAAGAAGGAGAAGACGGAGAAGAAGACGAAAGAGAAGAAGAAGGAGAAGACGAGUAAGGCGAAGAAGACGAGUGAAACGGCGUAAACGUAGAAGACGUGGUUGCGUGAUGCGUAUUCGAUACAGACGACGCUGGUUGCCAGUGUAUCGAAGAGGACGUCGUUUUGUGCUUAAGAGAGGAAGGAAAAGACGGUAUAUCAGAUUCAUAGGCGGUAUGUUGAAGAUCUUAACACGACGACGAAAAUGGCGCACUUUACGUCGCCCGAAACUUAGAAUCUGGCGAAGAGGAUGGCGUCGCGUACGAGUUUUUAAGAGACGCUUCUUCCUGCGCUACAAGCGUAAGUACCGCAAAUUGUUGAUCAGAGGAGGAAAAGUACUAUGGCGUUUUAGAAGGAGUUGGAGGAUGAUCAGACCCAGACGGCGGCGGCGAUACAGAGGUAGGCGAGGAAAGUUAAGGAAGAGACGAAGACGACGCAGACGCAGAAAGCGCAGGAAGAGGAGGAUUGCCAGACGCAGACGACGAAGGCGAAGGCGAAGACGAAGGCGUCGUCGCCGAUGCGUCUUGCGAUUCAAGUGGCGGCGGCGUUGGAGACUAGUGUAUCGGCGAGGCAAGUUCUUGAGGUUCCGAUAUAAGCGACGACCAGUGAUUCUCCGAUUUUACCGUGGCAUAUUCAGAUUCAAAUACGGAAGACGAUGGCAAAUCAUACGAGGUACAAGGCGGCGAUUCAGAGUCUAUUACAAACGUGGAUGGCGUCCGUUAACAGUUCGCCGAAGGCGAUUAUUUUUCCGUUUCGGCCGGAGGAUCAGGAUGCUAAAAAUACGCUACGGAAGAGUGAAAAUGAGACGAUAUCGCCGGUGGAUAACAAUGAGAAGAAAAUAUCGACGAGGAAAGAGAACUCGGAGGAUCCGAAGAAGGAAGCGAAGAAGGAGGAGGAGACGAAGACAAAGAAGACGAAGAAGGAGAAGACGAAGACGGCGAAGACGACAAAGACGACGCAGAAGAAGGCGAAGACGGCAAAGGCGAAAAAUAAGGCGAAGAGGAACGCAAAUCAUUUAUCGUUACUACGGUAAAUGGAGGCGCGUAUUUAGGAGAGGGAACUCAUUGAGAUUCCGCUACGGGCGCUACGGAUGGAGAUUAAUCAGGAUCCAACGUAAGACAGUAAGGGUCUAUUGGAGAGGAACAUGGCGUGUUGACCGUAAACCGUAUAUUAAGAUCAGGUAUGGCCGAAGGUACAGAAGGCUGCGUGUCUAUCGAGGGCGAUUUAGGCUCCUCUACAGAAAGGGGUACAGAAUGAUACGAAUCAGAUACGGGCGAUUGACAUUACGCUAUAAGGGACGAUGGAAGGGACUGAGGCGCAGACGAAGACGAUAUGGCAGACGAGGAAGAAGGCGACGGUCAAGAAGAAGGAGAAGAAAACUCAGGCGAAGAAAACAAAGAAGAAGGCGAAGGAUGCGCCGACGGCGUAGAAGGAGAAGGCGAUAUCUGCGCAAGCUGAGACGCAAGCGACGACGGCGAAGGCGCAGCCGACUACGUUUCUAUUGGAGACGUCGCUGGCGUACAGUAAUCCGACGGGGCCGCAAGUACACAUUCACCUAUAAACGAAGACAACGACGAUUAAGAUUCCGCAGAGGAAGCAUUUAUGUAAGAAGUAAACGAGGAAGAUGGCGUAAGAUACUUCGUUUCACCAAACGGUUGAAAGUUAGAGUGUACAAAAGAUGGCGAGGUGUACAACGGUACGGGCGACGCUGGAGGAUCCGGGUCAGGAGAAGAACCGUCAAACUUCGACUGCGACGAGGAAGGGUUUACCUAAAACUCAGAAAAAUAUGGAGAAGGAUUAGGAGGCGUCGACGCAGGAGACGGGGAGGUAGACGCAGACGAAUACGUCGACGUCGAACAAGAUGGAGAAGACGAAAGUUGAGGAAGAGAAGAAGAUACAAACGUAGAAUGCGCAGAAGACGGCGGCGACGAAGAAGAAGGAGACGCGUGCGAAGGAGAAGAAGAAGACGACGAAGGCGAAGACGAAUAAGGCGAAGACGUCGCUGUAGGAUACGAGUAUAUUUCAGAAGGAAAUGGAGAUAUUUGACUAGGAGAAGGAGGCGACUCUUUGUCCGUGUUAGAAGAAAACGUUACCCAGUCAGAAUUCAUCGCAAGUCAAUAACACUUCGCUACAGAAGAAGGCCAAUUAAACUCCGUAACGUUCAAAUCAAGCUUCUACGACUAUGGCGAGGGGUUCGUGCAGGAUUCCAAAUUCGUUACAUGAGAAGGUACAGACGUAUAAGAAUCUACAGGAAUGGAAGAGUGGCGGUACGAGUGAAUAAAAAAUGGAAGAGGAUUAGGUAUCGACGUCGAAGGGUGUCCAGGCGAAGACGACGACGAAGAAGAAGAAGGCGAAGACACAGACGAAGAAGAAGAAGGUUGAGGCGAAGAAGGCGUAGAAAGAGGCUAAGGAGGAGACGAAGGAGACGAAGUAGACAACGAAGGCGAAGGCGAAGAAGGAGGCGAAACCGACGAAGAAGAAGGAAACGAGUGAGGCGAUACAGACCCAGAAGAAGACGUCGAGGCCGCAGAAGAAGGCGUGGCUGUGUAAUGAAGAUCAGAUAUUACAGAAGAUGGAGGAAGGUGUACCGACGAAGAGGGCGCCUAGUGUUCCGUUUCAAUAGAAGAAAGAUUUGGAUAAGGUUCAACAGGGGGCGAGUUCUAACGAAAUCCCGAAAAGGAUGGAGAACAGCGCGCCAGCUUAAGUUCUACGCAGGAAGGAAAUGGAGACAUGCGCGUAUAAUAAGACGAAAACUAUGCAUACGCUUCGGUUUACGAUGGAGAAAAAUAAGAAUAAUUCGCUCACGUGUUAAGAUGAGGUAUGGCAAGAUAUGGAGAACGCUUAAAAGGCGACGGUGGCGAAGAUGGAAGGGGCGACGAUUGGGUAGGAGGGGACGAAAAAUGAGAAGGUACGGACGUACAAGACGAAUUAAUCGGCGACGUCGCAGAAAAUAUAGGAAAGUAAGAAGGAGGAGACGACGACGAAGGCGUAGAAGAUACAGAAGAAAUAGAAGACGAAGGGGAAAGGUUAGGAGAAGAAGGCGAAGACGGCGAAGACGCAGAAGAAGAACAAGAAGGAGAAGACGUAGGGCAAGAAGAAGAAGGCGCCGUCGACGAAGACGACAGCGUUACAGUGUCUUGCGGCUGAAGUAUAAUAAAAGAUGGAGACCUGUCUACCGCCUGAGACAAAAGUUGUACUUCCGAUUCAGGAAGAAGCCAAGACGAAUCAGAUGCACCAGAGGCAAACUCUAUGUGCGCCGUCGCGGAAGGUGGAGGUAUUUGAGGAGACCCAGUAGACGAUUAAGAGUCCUGGUCAACAAGCGAUGGAAAACAGUUGUGCGCUACAAGCGUGCAUUCCGUGUGCGCUACGGCAGGCGAAGAUGUAGAAUAAAGAUCCGAAGAGGAGGAGUAAGGAUUAAAUUAAGGAGAGGGUGGAAGAGAAUUGUAAGACGAAAGCGAGGGUAUCGAAGAAGGAGAAGAAGGCGAAUUAUACGAAGGAGAAGAAGGCGGCGACGAAGAAUAAGGAGACGACGCAGGAGAACUAAACGACGACGACGAAGAUAUCUUAGACGAAGGAGACAGCGAAGAAGAAGGCUAAGAAGGAAGUACAGACGACAAAGAAGACGCGGAAUAAGGAGACGACGACGAAAAAGAAAGUUGUGGAGAGGAGGAAGAAAGCGAGGAAGAAGACGUCGUAGAUACAAGGUUCGAUUUUGGUAUGGUAGAAAAUGGAGAAGAGUCUUCCGACGAAGGGGAUACUUGCGAUUCCGAACCAGGAAAGGAAUUCGGAAGAUCAGGUGUCGCCGUGGCCGCUGGAGUGUAUGGAAGAGGCGAAGAUGGUUUAAACUUCGCCGUAGAAACCGUGUGAAGAUGCGCUAUCGCGGACGGUGGAGACGAAUUUUAUACAGACGCCGUAAAUUUGUGGUACGUAUAAAGCAACGUUACAGAAAGGUAUCGGUCCGCCGCGGAAGAUUGAGGCUACGUUUUAGACGAAGAAGACGAAGACGACGACGACGGCGACGAAGGAAAGGUUACUUGAGGAGGACGAGGAGAAGAAGACGGCUUUGGUUGGGGAGGCGACGACGGUUAGGUCGACUGAAACGGCUGAGACGAUUAAGACGCCUCAGACGACUGAGAAGAAGAAGGAAACGACAAAGGGUAAGGCGAAGAUGGCGGAGACGAAAGUUACGACGAGCGAGAAGAAGGCACAGGAGGAGAAGGCGACGAACUAGAAGAACAAGAAGACGCAGAAGAAGGCGCAGACGACGCAGACGAAGGCGCCGUAGGCGACUGGCCAGAAGCGUAGCGCUAAUCUACUUCGCAAGAAGGUGGAGACGUACUUUCAGAAGAGGAAACAGGAUGGUUUUCCGAAUGGGACGAAGAUUUAUAGUAGUCAGAUUUGGCUAUGGAAAAGUGAGCAUUUUCCGCAGAAGAAGAUGGAUUCGACUAUCCCGACCAAGCAGACGCCUUCGAGUGAGGUACGGCUCCAGGUGGCGACAAGUGAUUGUGAGAUCACGAAGAUUCCGCCUGCGAUAUGGUAGGAAAUUGCUUAUGCUUCGUAUUAAAAGGGGAUUCAUUAAGAUAUAUCGAGGAAGACGUUGGUACCGAGUGAAACGGCGGUCUCGCAGAGUCCCUCGGCGCAGGAGAGUACGAAGGCGAAGGAGGAGAUUGCGACGACGAAGGCGAAGACAACGAAGGCGAAUCCGACGAAUGCGGCGACGAAAAAGGCGACAGCGGCGACGGCGUAGGUUACGAAGACGAAGAGCCAGGAUACGCAGACGAAUGCGACGAUUUAGACGAAGACAAUUGAGAAGACGCAGAAGAAAAUAUGGAAGGAGACGAAGAAUACGCUGGAAACGAAGACGCAUAAGUGUGCUUCGAAUAUUUUACAGAGGGCGAUGGAUGAAAGCUUAUCGAAUUGGACGUUCACUGAGAUUCCGAUACGGUAGAAUAAGAUGUCGUCGUGGUGUUGUUAGCAUCGGUGUUGGAAGAAGAUGGCAUAGGAUGACCAGACUUAGGGGUAGAGUGCAAGUACUCUACCACCGCAUCUGGAGGAGUCUGAUACGUAAGAGGCGAAUGAUAGUCGUUCGAAUAGGCCGCAAACUAAUGAAGAUUUCCAUUCGUCACGGGCGAGUACAGAUGCUUAUCCCAAGCCAUUACGAAACGGUAAAACCGAAGCCGAAACCAAAACCAAGACCACGACGGAGGCGACCGACGAGAAGAAGACGAGGGCGUUAUGGACGUGCGAGAGGACGAAGAAGGCGACAGCGUUGGCGACGACGAUUACAACGACGACGUCGAAGACGUAGACGGCGCUACAUACGCCGACGCAGGCGGCCUAUGAUUCUUUUCUAUUACCGCAGAAGUUGGAGACCGAUUGUGAGGUGGCGGGGUGGAUACAGGAUGCGUUACCAUCGUCGAUGGAUAACCUUCCGAUAUCUUAGAGGACGAUACUUCCGAGUAACGUACAAAGGAAAAAGCCGCAUAAUACGUCGAAUCACACGGCGUUUCAAGGUCCGCGUGGGUUUUGGUUGGCGCUAUAUCGUAAGACGUCGUGGAAGGCUUGUUCUUCGGUUUAGACGGCGGUACAGACCAUUCAGAUUAACGGGAGGACGGCUCAUGAUACGCUACGGUCGGCGCUGGAGAGUAAUCAGGAGAAAGCCACGACGACCAAGACGGCGAAAGAAAUGGAGACGGAGACGAAGACGACGACGAAGGCGGCGAGUGAGACGUCGGCGUCGUCGAUACCGACGCCGUCAGCGACGAAUAAGACGACGCAACGUUCUUCAUUUUAAAUAUGGCCGAAGGUGGAUCCCAGCUUACCGCCGAGGUAGAUACCUAAGAGCUCGAAUCAGGGGUGCAUGGAGAAGAAUAAGGUACCGUAAUUCCAGGAUUGGAAUUCGCUAUGGCAAGAGAUGGCGAUGGUUGAGCAGAAGGCCAAUAAAGUUCCGCUUUGGUCGGCGCUGGCGAUUACUGCGAUAUUACCGCGGAAAACCUCGUAUCCGAUUCAGAAAUAAAAUGUGGCCAGUGCGUAUAGUACGCGGCAGAUUCCGGAUAAAAUACAAAGGGCUUCUGAGAAGACCGAGGACACGUAGAACCAUACGAAGAAGAAGACGAAGGCGAAGACGAAGAAGAUCACGCCGGAGAAAGAGAAGAAUGAGACGACGGCGUCGGCGAAGGCGAAGAGGAAGGCGCGUAAGACGUGGCUGCGUCAUGCGUGUAUGGUUUAGAAGGCGAUUUAGAAAGAUUUACAGGCGAGGAAGGCGCCUUGUGAUGCGUUUUAAACGUCGAUUUAGAAUUGUGAGAUAUCGACCCAGAUUAGGAAAGAUCUUAUUACGGCGCAGACGAGGGUGGAGAUCCAUCAAACGUCGACCUCAGUUCCUCGUCAGACGCCGAUGGCGUCCUACAAGACGAUACAGAGGCAGGAUCUGUGUCCGGGUAGGUCGAAAAUACCGCAGAAUCGGGUUCAGGCGCGGAAAACCUGUGUAUCGUGUCAGAAGGAGGUGGAGACGAAUCAUACCGAGACGUAAACGAAAAGGUCGCCGCAUACGCAGACGUAAAUACCGACGCUUCAAGCGGAAGAUGCGACGCGUAAGGCGCUAUCGAAGACGAAAGAGGCGCAGAAUCAGACGUAUCCGGCGAUACAGACGUCGCAACAGCCCGUUCAAGAUCUAUUACCGCAGAAAGACAAGGAAGAUCUUCAGGUGGAAAGGUAGAUUAACAUUCCGCCUUGGAGGACGCCGAAGGAGAAUCAGAGAACUUUCAUUCUCAGUUCCUGAUUUUCCCUUUUGUGUUAGCAUCCGACUGGGCAUAGUCCGCUAUUACUUUGGAAGAAGAUGGUACCGAGUCGGAAUACGAAGAGUGAGGGUUCUUCUGAAGAGACGGUACAGACGCUUAAGGCGAGUCGGUAAGACCCUUCGCGUCCUUUACCGCAGAAAAACCAGACCAAUUCGAUUCAUCUAUGGUAAAUUAAGAUUCUUUUACAACAAACGAUGGAGACGUCCUUCGACGCGCCGUGGUCGCCGUGCAAGGAGAAGACGAAGACGGAAAAGGUUAAGACGGUACUGGCGAAGGAUCAGACGCAGGAGACGCAGACGUCGACGCCGAUACGGACAGCGUAAUGGUAGAAUUGUCUUCAAAUAUGGCAAACGAUUCAGAAGGGUCCGAAGGACGCGUGGGCGACUAAGGUUCCGUGUUGGUACCAAGUACUAUGGCCUUAGAAUACGAAGCAGAGGAGUCUGGGUACGCUACGGCAGAAGGCCUUGGAGACCAGUUAGACGUAUCGUUCGUCGUUUGAAGAUGUAUGUCCGCGGUAAACUACGCUGGAUAUACCCUCGCAAAGGACGCUUGAUGGUGCACUAUAGGCGAAAAGGAAGACCAAUCCGAUUCCGACGAGGACGACCAACGAUCUGGUACGGAAAGAAAUGGAAAGGUUUCAGACGAAGAAAGACCUACGUGAAGAUGCGACUCAGGUACGGAGGCAGGUGGAGACUCGUUAAGAAACGGCGCGGAUAUUGGACUAUAAAAUAUCGGGGCAAGAGAAGAAGGGUCACGCUGCGAGGUCGUCGAUUCGGGAUCCGCAUUGGAGGGCGCUGGAAAUAUGUGCCAUCCAGAGGAGGAGCCUUGCAGUUACGUUACGGACGAAUGUGGCGACGUGUGAGGAACUGCUGUAAUAAGCUGCGUGCUGUGUUACGCGGACGUCUUCGACGAAUCCGGCUUCGUUACGGAAAGGCUAGGAUGCGAGGAAGAAAGGGUUGGAGUAAGCUGCUAAGGAAAGCUGUCAGCAAAUUUAGUCUCCGAAAAGUGAGAGACCAACCUGCUGCACAAACUACCAUACAGCAAGCUGAUGAACCUCAGGCCUCAAACUCUAUAGACCCCAGUCCACCCGCCGACAUGGCAACACCGCAGGUUUACGACUCACCACCAACAGCCGCUGACCAGGAAACUCCGGCACCAUCAAUAACCAAUGAAAUGAGUCGGGAGACUGGGGCUACGAUGAACGUAAAUGAUUACCUGUGACCUGCUAACAAACCAUGGAAACUACGGAAGACGGACACGAAUGGAGAACAGCUUUAACGUUUAACUAACCUAUUAAUACCAUUUUACUUUACCUCAUAUACGGCAGCACGCAAGUUUUAAAAGUGAAACGUGACGAAAGCAUUAAAAUGGAGGUGUAAAUGUUCGCCUCACUGAGGUUUGACUUGCUGUCAAAUCUUGAUAAAGCUUGCGCAAGAUCUCGGCAAAUGGAUGCAUGUCCUGCCAUUAUAUGUAUAUUCCUAAUCUACUAACCUUACUAACGCCUUUCAUUUCUAUGUAAGCUGUUCUCUUGUAUAGCCAUUCAUUAAAAGCAAGGAAAAAAAA
Messenger RNA from Orbicella faveolata, 9723 nucleotides. RefSeq lists its product as uncharacterized. The record is from RefSeq and is a predicted model, not a curated record. Lineage: Eukaryota; Metazoa; Cnidaria; Anthozoa; Scleractinia; Merulinidae.